CCUCAUCAUCCAUCAGGACUCGCAUGACAAGAUUUAUUUGCACCUUCAAGAUGGCAAGAGAAAGUAAGAACAAGACCUCUGUUCUUCAGUCAGAGGUGUCACACAGAUGCAGCUCACGCUGUCUCGGUCCUCUGACCUUCCACAAUCAGGCUGUGGGAGAAAAGGUCCGCUUGAGUCAUGGAGGUCGACUCGCAGAGAAGACUGAGAACACCUUCAAGAAUGGGCUGGUGUUCAGCAACCGUCCAGUGAAGAUCCAGGAGAAGAUUCAUCUGAGAGUGCAGAGGGAUUCGACCAACUGGGAGGGAGCUCUGCGUGUGGGCUUUACCACUGUGCCACCCUCAAGGUACAUGCUGUAA
Molecule: messenger RNA, 356 nt
Organism: Pundamilia nyererei
Lineage: Eukaryota; Metazoa; Chordata; Actinopteri; Cichliformes; Cichlidae
Product: E3 ubiquitin-protein ligase NEURL3-like
Exons: 3
Coding region: 24-356 (110 amino acids)
Biological process (GO): ubiquitin-dependent endocytosis
Cellular component (GO): early endosome
Molecular function (GO): ubiquitin protein ligase activity
Source: RefSeq, a predicted model, not a curated record